Molecule: messenger RNA, 1367 nt
Organism: Magnolia sinica
Lineage: Eukaryota; Viridiplantae; Streptophyta; Magnoliopsida; Magnoliales; Magnoliaceae
Product: membrane-anchored ubiquitin-fold protein 1-like
Exons: 5
Coding region: 541-897 (118 amino acids)
Molecular function (GO): protein binding
Source: RefSeq, a predicted model, not a curated record
AUAAGACAUUUUUUAGAAUAAGAAAAUAAGCUCUUAUUAGAUGCCAAACGGCCCCUAAGUUAACCGAGGGAAGAAGAUUUCAAAGGAAAUUUCCGAAAGGAAACAAGGAUCAAAUCACUGAUCGAGGAUUAGAAGGAGCUGAUAGCAAGGCGACGCCAGAUUCUCAUUGACCACAGAUUUCCAUUUCUUUGAUUUCUCCGACUUUUCUUUAUUCUCCCUUUGAUUGGAUUUCGAGAGAGAGGAAACUCAGAUCAGUUUCAGAAGAUUGCUUGAAGAGGAUUUCCCAUGAAGUUUUCUCUGUGAAUUGGACUAGUUCUUUGGAAAAGAGAGGAAGGACGAAAGAAACCAAGAUCAGCUUAAGAAGGAUUAUUUUUAUUUUUGUAAUUUUUAGGUGGUUCUUUUGAGGAAAAGGUAGAAACCCAGAUCAUUUUUAUAGGAAAGGGAGAGAACCCAUGAAGGAUUUUGCCUACCUUUGAGUGGUUCUUCUCGAUCUUGCAGAGAUUUUGGACUAAAACCGGCGGGAGAGAUACUUCAAGGAGGAUGUCUGGAGUGCAGGAGCAGUUGGAAAUAAAGUUUCGGUUGCACGAUGGUUCGGAUAUCGGUCCGAAGAGAUUCCCUGCUGCUACUAGUGUUGCCACUGUGAAAGAAAGCAUCCUUGCUCAAUGGCCUAAAGAGAAGGAGAAUGGUCCGAGGACGGUGAACGAUGUCAAGUUAAUAAAUGCUGGAAAGAUAUUGGAGAACAACAGAACACUGGAAGAGUGCAAGAGCCCGAUAUGUGAUGUUGGUGGGGGAGUCACGACAAUGCAUGUAGUGGUUCGGCCCCCUUCAGAGAAAGGAACUGAAAAGAAAGCGUCGCAACAGCCAAAAGAGAGCAAGUGCGUCUGUGUUAUCUUGUGAUUUGCAUUUCUCUUAGAAGAGUUUCAGUAUAAUGUUUGGGUGUUUAGAGCUUGUACGAAUGUUUAAGUUGUUGGGGUUGUGAGUCACUGUGGCCGAAGUGCACUGAUGGGUAGUUGAUAUGAUGUGCCUCUCUGGUCAUGGGAAGUUUCUAUGCACGGGUUGCUGCCUACCCCGUAAGAAUGCCUUUUUUACUCUCUGCAUUUGCUAUUUCAUCAAUUCUUACAGGCCUACGAUGAGACCUUACCCUUAUCCUUUGUACCGUCAUUUUCUUAGUCAAAUUUGUGUUUGUGUGAGCCAAUUUGCUUCGUUUCUCUAGAGGAGAAAAGAAAGAAAGAAAAAAGAAUCUCGAUCUUUCCCACAUUGAUUCUUACUAGUAUUAGCCCGUAAAAAUUUCAAUUCCCCUAGUCUUCAGUUCAGCGAUUAAGAACAAUCUAUAUACCGAUCCAAAUGAAAUGUUCCGCUUUUAUUAA